Messenger RNA from Scutellospora calospora, 1829 nucleotides. Lineage: Eukaryota; Fungi; Glomeromycota; Glomeromycetes; Diversisporales; Gigasporaceae. The record is from the annotation of a GenBank genome assembly.
AUGCAGAAACGUCAACAAGGCUAUAUACAACUUUCAACAUCGGCGGAAACGCCCACUCAAAAACCUUUAGUUAUAGAUCCUCAAACUGAACCUCAAGUCGGCGGAAGAAACAGAGUAAAAUCGAAACAACCUAAUAGAACAACAAAGACUUCCCAAAAAUUAAAACUUUUUCCAGAAGAACAAGCAGUUCCUAUUACUGUUGAUGAAGCGAGUGACGGAAAAUACGAUCAAGUUGGUCAACUUGCGCAGGGAACUGCUAGGAAGGAAGCCGAGAGACUUAGCAAACAAGAGCGACUUAAACUUCCCCGGGUUACUGCUUAUUGCACGGCAGCAACUUAUCGGUUGGACGAUUUAAUGAAAUAUCUCCAAAAUCGAAAAGUACGAAAUAGUACCGCACCGAAGCGUUUGGAUGAAUGCAUAUAUACUCCAUUUACCUUUCGUCCACCUAAACCACCAACUACUGCAGAUCUCUUAGGUCUUGAUGAUGUAGUUAUCCCAUCUCAAGAACAAUCAAUUUCCGAAGUUAUCUUUUUUGAUUAUGGCGUUGUUGUUAUCUGGGGUAUGAAAGAAGUUGAAGAAAAAAGUCUAUUACGGGAAUUAGUUGCCUUCGAGGACGAAAAGUUAUCUGAAGAGGAUGUUGAAACUGAAGAAUUUCAUUUUCAUUAUGCCGCUUCUUAUCAGCAAAGAAUCUAUAAUGAUGUGAUUACUCUUAAACAUCCUGGAAAUUAUAUGGUGAAAGUUACAAUAUCUCACGCGAUUGCACAAUCUGUCAAAAUGACCUUAUUUGAAGGAUUAAUAGAAGAUACGAUCGAGGCUACAAAACAUAUUCCAAUAACAAUGGCGGAAACGGGUAAAGUCUCUAUGUCAAGAACGGCCAUUACCAAGAAAAUAGGACAGUUGUUCAUAAUGCGAAUAAAUAUCAAUUUAGUUAGUAAUAUUUUAGAUACGCCUGAAAUUUUUUGGUCUGAACCUGCGUAUGAGCCGUUAUAUGGAGCUAUUAGGGGUUACCUUGAAAUUUCACAACGAGUCGAACUACUAAAUCAAAGAGUUGCUGUUAUAAGUGAUCUUUUAGAUAUGCUUAAAGAACAUUUAACAACUUCUCAUGGCGAACAGCUGGAAUGGAUAGUAAUUGUUCUUAUUGACGAUUCGCUGAUUAAUAUUAGUAUCAAGAAAAAGAUGAUUAGAAAAAAGACACGGAAUAUUCGUACUAAACCAGACAAUGAAGAAGAAGAAGUACCCGCCGAGAAAAUUGCAAAAAAAAAAGCCAAGAGUAAUAACAAAUCUGUUCUGAGUUUUGGGAACGAAGAGGAAGAGGAUGAAACCUUUCAGGUGACCAAAAGCUCAGCAAGUCGUCGACUGGCAAGAUCCAAAGCAAAGCAAUUGCUUUUAAAUCAGUUGACAACGAUAUCGUCAUCUCCUUCAUAUACUAAAGAGCAUUUAUUAGAAUUGCGUGCUAAUACGCCUAUCAUGCCAUUAUCAUUUCAAGUGCAAGAUAACGUUAUUGCAGAAAAAUUCCCUUCUACUCUAGGAUCAGGUCAAAUUUCGGGAAUACCUGAUGCAAAUGCCAUUCAUGCCGCUAAAAAAAGAAGAGAAAUGUUGCGACAAAAAAGUGCUUUCCUAGAUUAUAUUCCAUUAGACGAUAACCCAGAUGUUGAUCCAGUGUCAGAAAAGAAAAUAGAAUCGAGGCUUGUGCGUGAGGAUGAUGAGAUUGGAGAUGCAGAUGAGGAACUCGGACAAUAUGGUGAAGAAAAAUUACCGCUUGGUAAAAAGGCCGAAAGAGAGCAUCAGCGACUCAAAAAAGCUGGUAUAAAGGAGAUGUUGAUGGAAGU